AUGUCAGCCACCAAUAGUACCGUUACACCAUCAUCCCAAGCAUCACAGGACAGUGCUAGUUAUUACAACGGUCUGGUACCGAGCCUUGCAUAUAAUGUGGCCAUGCUUGUCAUUUGGAGUGUGUUAUUGACAAUACAUGUGUUGCAACUGUAUUUGAAGCAGUACUGGUUUUCCACUGGGUUUAUCUGCACUGGGAUUUUAGAAGUACUGGGUUACAUCGGUCGUACAUGGUCUCAUUUCAACCAGGAUAAUCUGAAUGCGUUUUUGCUUAACAUGGUUUGUCUUACUAUCUCGCCAGUUUUUACGUUGGGUUCACUAUAUUAUCAACUGUCGAAAUUAAUUGAAAUCUAUGGUCAUAGUUUUGCACUGCUUCAUCCAUCAAUUUGCUACGCACAUAUCUUCAUAUGUUGCGAUAUUAUCUCAUUGGCGGUUCAGGCUUCCGGUGGUGGUGUUGCUGGUACAGAAUCAGGAGAAGGUAAAAGUCCCCGGCAAGGUACACAUGUGUUUGUUGGUGGGUUGGCAUUUCAAGUGGCGUCUUUGAGUAUCUUCAUAAUUUUAAUGGCUCACUUCGUCUUUAAAGUUUAUAUUCAAACUCGUUGGAGGUACAUGGGGUAUAUGUCUUUUAAGCCCUCCAUUUUUAAGAUAUCCCAAAGAGAUUUGGAACCCAUGUACAGUGAAAAGUACCAAUCAUUGAGGAUAAUGCCCGAUCGCUGGGUUUUCCGCUAUUUUAUCCAUGCUCUCAUAGUGACAGUGCUGCUAGUGUUUGUUAGAUGUGCGUACCGAUUAUCCGAACUGGCUAACGGUUGGUCUGGUUAUUUAGCAGUUCACGAGACCUACUUCAUUAUCCUUGACGGUGUUAUGAUGUCGUUGGGGGCUACUAUCAUGACUGUAUUCCAUCCAGGAUUUGCCUUUAAAGGUAGGUUUGUUUCGAUUCCCAUCACUAAUGCCAAGAAACUCGGUAGUAAUAAUGACUCUCCCAAUAUACCACAGCCAGAGUCUGAGCAAGAAGAAGAUACCGCUACCGCCAGUGAAGAUGAAAAGUACUAUACUAAUGAACCUACAAGUCCGACUACUGGACGUCCUAAACGUGCUUUCUCAUUACCGUCAUUUGGAUCUGGUCCCACACUCACAUCUCUUAUAGGACCCAGUCUCAAGCGUGUAAGCAAUCCAUUUGGCUCAAGAGGUGGAACUAAAAAAACCUAUAAAGAGGGUCUAGAGUCAGAUUUAGAGGAAUCAUCGGGAGUACCGCAUCAAAAUGCAUUGGUGGAAGAACCUCCAUUUAGGGAUUCUGCCGAUGUACCGGAUCCUCAUGAACCAGCUACGCAUAGAGUAGUUUAA
Zygosaccharomyces rouxii is the source of this 1338-nucleotide messenger RNA. It is a transcript of the gene RSB1, whose product is annotated as phospholipid-translocating ATPase RSB1. NCBI's taxonomy places the organism in Eukaryota, Fungi, Ascomycota, Saccharomycetes, Saccharomycetales, Saccharomycetaceae. The record is from RefSeq and is a predicted model, not a curated record. Gene Ontology annotation, cellular component: plasma membrane; fungal-type vacuole. The transcript has a single exon. The coding region runs from base 1 to 1338 and encodes 445 amino acids.